Messenger RNA from Heteronotia binoei (common prickly gecko), 1451 nucleotides. RefSeq names its product Rh associated glycoprotein (gene RHAG). Gene Ontology annotation, cellular component: plasma membrane. The transcript has 10 exons. NCBI's taxonomy places the organism in Eukaryota, Metazoa, Chordata, Lepidosauria, Squamata, Gekkonidae. Gene Ontology annotation, biological process: ammonium transmembrane transport; ammonium homeostasis. Bases 1 to 1281 code for a protein of 426 amino acids. Gene Ontology annotation, molecular function: ammonium channel activity. The record is from RefSeq and is a predicted model, not a curated record.
AUGAAUGCUGCCUUCUCCACCAACAUGCGGAUCAAGCUGCCUGCCGCGGCUGCCUUUUUGGAAAUAGUCAUGAUUAUUUUAUUCGGGGUGUUUGUCAGAUACCCUCCGGAGGACGAGAGCAAGGUGGCUGAACUUUACUUAUACCCAUACUUUCAGGAUGUUCACGUGAUGAUAUUCCUCGGCUUUGGGUUCUUGAUGACCUUCCUGAAGAAAUAUGGUCUCAGCAGCGUUGGUUUCAACAUGCUCAUCGCAGCCUUGGGUCUCCAGUGGGGCGCCCUCAUGCAGGGAUUUUGGCACAUGCAUCUAAAUGAAAUCCAUCUUGGCUUGAGAAGCAUCAUCAACGCAGAUUUCAGCACGGCGACAGUCCUGAUUUCGUUCGGAGCUGUCUUGGGGACAACGAGCCCCCUGCAGUUGUUGAUCAUGGCCAUUUUCGAAAUCACCAUCUUUUCAUGCAACGAAUACCUCGUCUUCAACGUAUUUCAGGCGGCUGACACGGGGGCAUCCAUGACCAUCCACGCUUUUGGAGCCUACUUCGGUUUGGCUGUGUCCUUCCUCCUGUACCGCCCAGGUCUGAAGAAGGGGCAUGAAAACAAAGGUUCCAGCUACAAUUCAGACAUGUUUGCUAUGAUCGGUACCCUGUUUCUUUGGCUCUUUUGGCCCAGUUUUAAUUCGGCAGCUACAGGACUAGCAUACCAGCAAACAGCUAUCAUCAACACGUACUUCUCUCUGGCGGCGUGCACGCUCACCGCUUUCGCCCUCUCGAGCCUGGUCGAAAAGAGGGGCAAACUAGACAUGGUGCACAUUCAAAAUGCUACCUUGGCAGGAGGAGUCGCCAUCGGCUCUUGUGCAGAUCUGGAAAUCCAGCCCUUCGGGGCUAUGUUGAUCGGCAGCAUUGCUGGAAUCAUCUCCGUCCUUGGAUUCAGAUUCUUAUCUCCAAUUCUUGCCUCAUCCUUGAGGGUUCAAGACACCUGCGGUGUCCACAACCUGCACGGUUUACCUGGAAUUUUCGGGGGACUUGCAAGCAUUAUUGCUGGUGCUGUACAGGUUAACACAAACGUAACGGCUGGAAUGCAGGCGGCCGCUCUUGGGUGCUCCAUUGGGAUCGCGUUGGCAGGAGGAGCCUUCACAGGAUUGCUUCUGAGUUUGCCCUUCUUGGGACAGCCCCCUGACCAGAACUGUUACGACGACUCAGUGUAUUGGGAGGUCGCUGGAGAAGUGGAAGCACAAAGAAGCAGCCUUGAUAACAUUGAAGAUCAGAACAAAUUAAAUGUUGAUUCGUAGAAAGGAAGGAAGUCAAACCUUGUCUCCUUUGCCCUUUGGUGCUUUCUUCAAUUUGUCAGGAAAACAAAAUCCUGACCCAACUUUGUUUUUCUACCUGUUUUUCUACUGAUAUUAUAACUUAGCGCAAAACCGCUGAACAUAAGGCCUCAAUAAAAUGCUAUUGACAGGUU